Scleropages formosus (Asian bonytongue) is the source of this 923-nucleotide messenger RNA. It is a transcript of the gene hpgd, whose product is annotated as 15-hydroxyprostaglandin dehydrogenase. Lineage: Eukaryota; Metazoa; Chordata; Actinopteri; Osteoglossiformes; Osteoglossidae. Gene Ontology annotation, cellular component: cytoplasm. The coding region runs from base 46 to 831 and encodes 261 amino acids. Gene Ontology annotation, molecular function: oxidoreductase activity, acting on the CH-OH group of donors, NAD or NADP as acceptor. The transcript has 7 exons. The record is from RefSeq and is a predicted model, not a curated record.
GGUUUAAAGCGCCGCUCCGCCGCGCUCCCCGCCGCAGGGACAGGCAUGGCUCUGUGCGGGAAGGUGGCCCUGAUCACCGGGGGCGCGCAGGGAAUCGGACGCGCGGUCGCGGAGGCGCUGCUGAUGAGCGAUUGCCGGGUGUCGCUGGUGGAUCUGAACCGGAACGUCGGGGAGGAGAGCAAGACGAAGCUGGACGCGGAGUUCGGCGAGGAGAAGAGCCUCUUCAUCCAGUGCGACGUGACGGACAGCGGAGCCCUGCAAGAUGCGUUCAAGAGGACCGUGGAGCGGUUCGGGAGGCUCGACGUUGUGAUCAACAACGCAGGGAUCAAUAACGAGAAGAACUGGGAGAAGACCAUCCAAGUGAACCUGACGUCGGUGAUCAAAGGCACGUACCUGGGCCUCGACUACAUGAGCAAGGAGCACGGCAAGGAGGGCGGCGUGAUCAUCAACGUGUCCUCCAUGGCAGCGUUCCUGCACUCGCCACACCAGCCCGUCUACACGGCCACCAAACACGGUGUCAUCGGCUUCUCCAGGGCCCUCGCCGACGCAGCUGAGCUUGGCAACUACGGCGUGAGGAUCAACGUCCUCUGUCCAGCCUUCGUGGACACGCCGCUCCUGCAGACCGUCAGUCAGGAGGACAACAUGGGCAAGUUCGUCAAGUUCAAGGACGACUUCAAGCAAAGAAUGGACAAGUUCGGCGUGCUCAAGCCAUCUUUGAUCGCCGAGGGGAUGAUGAGGAUCAUUACAGACGAGAGUCUCAAUGGCGCCGUGAUGAAGAUCACCAGCUCCAAAGGGAUUCACUUCCACAACUAUGAGCCGCUUUCCGCUUGACGUGCACAGUGACUCGUAUCGGUCACCUCUUCUCCUGUUUUUAUAUCACAGUUGAAUUAUCUAUUUGCAAUAAAAAUUUGCAUUUAAAUCUG